GGUCAUUCACCAGCUGCUCUGCAGUCACUUAGUCUGUUCCUGUCGAAGAUGGACACAGAAGAGUCAAGUGUCAGUGUUUCUACUAUAUUCACGUUCUUGUUGUUGCUUUCCCCCAUCGUGUCUCUUGAAGGUCAGUUACACGUGGUUGGAUCUCCUCAGCCUAUCGUAGCUGCUCCAGGUGAUGAUGUCAUCCUACCGUGUCACGUAGAGCCAAAGUUUAACGUGGUGGGACUGACGGUGGAGUGGUCGAGGCCCGAUCGUAAUAUGGAAUAUGUACAUCUAUACAGGCACAACAGGGAGAUGACCGACAUGAAAAUCCCAUCAUACUUCGGGAGGACGGCGUUGUUCACAGACGGCCUGAGAGAAGGAAACAUCUCACUAAGAAUCACUAAUGUGACACUAGAAGAUGAAGGAAGAUACAGAUGUUCAAUCCCAAAGUUAAAGAGUCAAACAAAGUCUUCAUUUGUUAGUCUGAUUGUUGCUAAAACUGUGACAACACAGACACCACUGCAUCCUGAAACUCUCCAAACUCCUAAUCUGGCAGAAGAGUUUCACAGUAAAGGUGGUUUGUCCCGUCGGAGCCGACUGAUCCCACUUGUGGUUUUCGGUGUUUUUAUUCUGCUCUGUGUCGCAGUCGCAGGACUCUGGUUCACUGAGUCAAAGCGUCGAAAAACAGAAAUAUCUUGCGAGUGCAGCUUCAUAGGUGCCUUACUCUUGGACACACUGGAUUAUUUAACAGAGGCGAAAGCAUCACCCACUUUACUUGGCCGUUAAUUUUUUGUUUAACGACUCAAAGCAACAACGUUUCCAGCCUCAUGUGGAUACGGCGGAUCUGCAGCAGGAGGAUUUCACAAUGUCCUGUAAUUUGUUUGGAGUCACGCUGAACCCCAGGUUUAAACAAGACAGUUAAAAUACAGAAACAACAACCAUCAUUGGUGCCAAAGUUGACUUCUGGGAUCAAACUUCAAAAGCGUGAAGUGGUCUGCUGUAGAGCAGAGCUCAAUUUUUUUUUUGUGACUGUUUGAGCAAAUCUUCUGUCCAAGUUAGUUUCAUGUGAGGAAAUCUGCACAAGGACACAGAGAAGCAUUUAGGUCGACAUUCUUUUCUGUGUUUUUUUGUUUUGCUGUAAUGGUAUAAAGUAAAAUUUUCUGUUUUUAGUUUUAAAGCUAUUUUUAGAUUUAAAUAUUUUAGUGUAUUUUCAGAGGUAGAUGUUUUUUUUUUAAUCUAGUGAACUUUAAAACGUCCCUGAGUUAGUUUACAGCCAUAACUAAAGUGCUUUUGAGCAGGGCAGCUGUCAUUGACUAAAAUAAUAACCAAUAUCAUCAAAGCUGAUUUAUGGUAAUGCUGU
Messenger RNA from Pelmatolapia mariae (spotted tilapia), 1348 nucleotides. RefSeq names its product myelin-oligodendrocyte glycoprotein-like. Gene Ontology annotation, biological process: T cell receptor signaling pathway; regulation of cytokine production. Gene Ontology annotation, molecular function: signaling receptor binding. Gene Ontology annotation, cellular component: external side of plasma membrane. The record is from RefSeq and is a predicted model, not a curated record. Bases 49 to 774 code for a protein of 241 amino acids. The transcript is spliced from 5 exons. NCBI's taxonomy places the organism in Eukaryota, Metazoa, Chordata, Actinopteri, Cichliformes, Cichlidae.